AAUCAAGCCAGAAAACCGCUAACAUAAACCUCUCCAGCAGAUGGCAGAAGAGCACAAUGUUUUAUUGUUGUAAACGCCCCAGAAAUCCAUAGAAGAAGAGAGCACAACUGGCAUGUGUUGAAGGCCAUGCGCAUUGGAUUGCCAGCUUCAGAGACGCUGCAAGGUGGAUUCCUGAAAGCUUUUGUUUUGACGGUGCUGUUCAGCGUGUUUAUGUUCCAGCUGUUGAGGACAGUCGGACUGAGGGCGUUCUCCAUGGCAUCCGAGACCUACAUGUCGGGCACUCACUCUGCAGCUUUCGUCACCUGCCCUAAUGACACCGUCGCUAGAGACCUGGCCAGAGGUAUUGUGGAAAAGAAACUGGCAGCUUGUGUCAAUAUUGUGCCAGCAAUCAAAUCAAUAUAUGAGUGGCAGGGAAAGAUUGAGGAGGACAGCGAGGUUCUCCUGAUGAUCAAAACAAGAAGCUCCAAGGUGUCUGCUCUUGCAGAAUACGUUCGCUCGAACCACCCCUACGAAGUGGCAGAAGUCAUCAGCCUGCCGAUCGAGCAGGGAAACCCACCUUAUCUCAAGUGGAUCGGAGAAGUUGUGCCUGAAUGAAGUUGGACCUUUUGGAUGAGAGAAACGAUUGAUUUGGUAGAAAUAUGAAACAUUAGAUUUACUUUUUAAUUCAUGGAACAUAUCCAGAGCUUUAUUGUUGAAUUAGACUGCUGUUAGUUACUGUAGACAAGUUCCCGAACAAGAUCCUUCCAGUUUUCACCACCAGAGGGCAACAUGGAGCUGCCUUUUCAAAAGUAAAAAUUUGGCCUUGCAAUUUGUUCAAAAAUAACCCUUUUGCAACUGUUACUUUUUUAUGGUAACUAAAUAAAAUAUUUUUUUGGAAAGCCAAUUAAAAAUGUGGCAGCAGUUGGAGGAAAGUAACAUUUAAUUAAAGUUUCAACAUUUAUUUAGCUCACUGUCAACACAUACAUUUUUUUUUUGGUCCUUUACUAAAUCUGACACAAAGUGAAUAAACAUUUUUUAUUACAAAGAAGCAACAGUUUGAUGGUAAAUUUGUUAAAUCAAAUAUUUUCCUGGUUUCCUUAAAAAGAAACAUUUUUGAAAUGUGGAAUUCACAAAAUACACCAAUAAGACAUCAAACAACGUGAUUUACCUCAUUAAAUGGAUGCAAAAAUAUGCAUUAAUGAUACUUUUUUUAAAUAGAUAAGCAGCCAUUUCAUAUUUAAUCAUGUAUCCAGUGGAAUGUAUUUAUGUCCAUUUGAUGUUCGUCCGCCUGUGUGGAGAGGUAGAGUCUGUCUUUAGAAAACCAAAUUCUUAUUCGUUUGAGAGCGUCUCAUUGGAGGCCUCACGCUGUGAUCUUUGGUGUUGCCCAUCAGCCACCACAGCUCCAGAUGCUCCUUAAUGUUAAAGCGAUGUCCCCAGCAAAUUAACAGCAACUUAGAGUCCGUUUUUUAAUGACAUCACGUCAGGGUCUCUGAUGACCCUCUGGGUGUAAAAGCCAAGACUCACUCCAAUAAAAAAAAUGUGUUUUUAA
Messenger RNA from Oryzias melastigma (Indian medaka), 1528 nucleotides. RefSeq names its product protein CutA homolog. The coding region runs from base 127 to 594 and encodes 155 amino acids. Gene Ontology annotation, molecular function: copper ion binding. The transcript has 7 exons. Lineage: Eukaryota; Metazoa; Chordata; Actinopteri; Beloniformes; Adrianichthyidae. Gene Ontology annotation, biological process: response to metal ion. The record is from RefSeq and is a predicted model, not a curated record.